AUGAAGCUAACUGAAAGGAACACCACAAACCUGAAGAGGCAUAUAGAGGUGCGCCAUUCUGAGAUAUAUGCCAAGUACAUCCAAGCUGAGCCUCCUACUAAUAAGUCCUUGUCCAGCCUGGUGGUACAGCUGCUGCAGUUUCAGGAGGAGGUGUUUGGGAAACAUGUCAGCAAUGCACCUCUCACCAAGCUUCCAAUGAAAUGCUUCCUAGAUUUCAAAUCUGGAGGAGCAAUGUGUCAUAUCUUAGCUGCAGCGUAUAAGUUCAAGAGUGACCAGGGCUGGCGACGAUUUGAUUUCCAGAAUCCAUCAAGAAUGGACCGUAAUGUUGAGAUGUUCAUGACAAUAGAGAAAUCCUUAGUGCAGAACAACUGCUUAACAAGACCCAACAUAUAUCUUAGUUCUGAUAUUGAGCCAAAACUUCUCAGCAAGUUGAAGGACAUCAUCAAGCGGCACCAAGGCUCAGUGACUGAUGAUAAAUCCAGCUGCUCCCACAUUGUGGUGCCAAUGCCAAGUAGCUUGGAGGAAGAGGAAUGGGUUCGACCUGUGAUGAAGCGGGACAAGCAGGUUCUUUUACACUGGGGCUACUAUCCUGAGAGUUAUGACACCUGGAUUCCUGCAAGUGAGGUGGAAGCAGCUGUGGAGGAUGCUCCAAAUCCAGAAAGACCUAGAAAGGUACACGGCAAGUGGAUUCUUGAUCUUGAUACUUUUAAUGAGUGGAUGACAGAAGAAGACUACGAGGUCAGUGACGGUCCUCGUCGCAAACGGAUAUCUGCCAAGACUCUCACUGAUGAGGUUAGCAGUCCUGACUCAGACAGAAGGGACAAGAAAGGGACAAAUUCAAAGAAGCGAAAACGUUCUCCAUCACCGUCUCCCACUCCCACUCCUGAAGCUAAGAAAAAGAAUGCCAAGAAAGGCCCAUCAGCUCCCUAUACCAAGUCAAAACGUGGCCAUCGAGAGGAGGAGCAAGAGGAUCUAACAAAGGACAUGGAUGAGCCUUCCCCAGUUCCUAAUGUGGAAGAAGUAACAUUGCCCAAAACAGUUAAUACCAAAAAGGACUCUGAAUGUGCACCGGUGAAGGGAGGCACUAUGACUGAUUUAGAUGAACAGGAGGAUGAUACAAUGGAAGCUGCUGGAAAGGAUGAGGAGGAAAGUUCAUCUGGAAACAAAGGAGAGCAAACAAAGAACCCAGAUCUACAUGAGGAUAAUGUAACUGAGCAAACUCAUCACAUAAUCAUUCCCAGUUAUGCUGCCUGGUUUGACUAUAACAGUGUCCAUGCAAUUGAGCGCCGUGCCCUACCAGAGUUCUUCAAUGGAAAGAACAAGUCCAAGACACCUGAAAUUUACCUGGCCUAUCGGAACUUCAUGAUUGAUACAUAUCGGUUAAACCCCCAGGAGUACCUGACUUCAACAGCUUGUCGACGAAAUCUAGCAGGAGACGUUUGUGCCAUCAUGAGAGUCCAUGCCUUCUUAGAGCAGUGGGGUCUGAUCAACUACCAGGUGGAUGCUGAGAGCCGCCCUACCCCUAUGGGACCCCCACCCACUUCUCACUUCCAUGUUCUGGCUGACACACCAUCUGGACUAGUGCCAUUACAGCCCAAGACACCACAGACACCAGCCUCACAACAAAUGCUGAAUUUUCCAGAUAAGGCCAAGGAGAAGCCAACAGAUCUACAAAAUUUUGGCCUUCGAACAGAUAUGUACUCUAAAAAGAAUGUGCCAUCUAAGAGUAAAAGUGCUGCCAGUGCCACCAGAGAAUGGACAGAACAGGAAACACUUCUUUUGUUGGAGGCUCUGGAGAUGUACAAAGAUGACUGGAAUAAGGUUUCAGAGCACGUUGGGAGCCGCACCCAGGAUGAAUGUAUUCUUCACUUUUUGCGACUCCCUAUUGAGGACCCAUAUUUGGAAGACUCGGAUGCUUCAUUAGGACCCUUGGCAUUCCAGCCUGUUCCAUUCAGCCAAUCGGGAAACCCUGUAAUGAGCACAGUGGCCUUCUUAGCAUCAGUAGUGGAUCCUAGAGUGGCUUCUGCUGCUGCCAAGUCUGCCUUGGAAGAGUUUUCUCGCAUGAAGGAAGAGGUCCCAGCAGCCCUGGUUGAGGCCCAUGUGAAAAAGGUGGAAGAUGCAGCACGCAUCACUGGCAAGUUGGAUCCUUUGUUUGGCUUGGAGAGCAGUGGUAUUGCUGGAACUGUGAUGGAAGAACCAGAGAAAAUGGAUGAGGGAACAGAAGAGCCCAAGAGUGACAGUCAGCCAACAGAAGAUAAACGGGAACCCAAGUCGCAUGAGAGUAAGGAGGGCCUUCUAGAGGAUGAGGGGAAAGAAAAAUCUUGUGACAAUGGAAAAAAGGAUGAAGAGAGAGCCAAAGACACAGAUGUGGAGAAAGAAGGCGAAGGAGCAGAUGGCGAGGCAGGGGAAAUAGAGAAAGAGAAGGACUCAAGGGAGGAUUCAGAGGAUGGUAAAAGAGACAUUGAGUGUGAAGGGGAGAAGAAAACCAAAGUAGAGAGAGACAUUGGUGAAGGAAAUCUCGCUACUGCUGCUGCCUCUGCACUUGCUGCCGCUGCUGUCAAGGCUAAGCAUCUGGCAGCAGUGGAAGAGAGGAAGAUCAAAUCUCUGGUCGCUCUUUUAGUUGAGACUCAAAUGAAGAAACUGGAAAUAAAACUGAGGCACUUUGAAGAACUUGAGACUAUAAUGGAUCGAGAGAGGGAAGCGUUAGAGUACCAGCGCCAGCAGCUAUUGGCAGACAGGCAGGCCUUCCACAUGGAACAGUUGAAGUAUGCAGAGAUGCGGGCCCGCCAGCAGCACUUCCAGCAGAUACAACAACAGGCUCAAGCUCCACCACCAUCAGGAUCUGUGGCUCCUAACAGUACUGGCCAGCCUCCUUCUGCCCCAGCUGCUCAGUCUGUGCCAUCAAAUGUCAAUACUGGGGCAACUCCCAAUAGCACCCAAUGUGUAGAACAGAGCGGAGCCCCACCACAGCCGACCCCACCCCCGGGGGCAACACAGCCAUCUUCUGUUAACCUGCCUACGCCACCCUCACAGACUGGACACCCAGCUGCCUCCCAGCAUGAGCCCAGUGCCACAAUGCCUCCAGACUCUCUUCCGCCAGCAUCAGCCUCAGCUGUACCAUUUCCUCCUCCGCAAUAAGUGAUGUAGAAAAGGAGUGUUGCAACAAAAGACUGGGCCCCCACCACACCUUCCCCACCCUUAUCCCCUGAUGCCUCCCAGUCCAAAGAUCCUUCUUUGGGACUGUGUUUUGGAAAGAAAGGUCGGCUGUCCAUGGACUUUUCACUUUUUGUGCAAGAUUUCUCUUCCUCCUUCCCUGCAAGAGCAGUACUGCUUGCUACAUUUUUUAUUUUUAUUUUUUAUUAUUUUUUUUGGUAUUAUGCCAAGUGGGCCCUUACUGUAGGAAUCUUGGUUUAUUACACAAGAGUGCUGCGCUUCUGUCUUCCUUUGGCAUGGAAAUUCCAUGUGACAGUUUUAUUUGAAAAUAAGUCCUUUUAGAACUAAUGUUCCUGAGCUGCAGACACUUUAUAAAGCAAAUUGCAUUUAUUGUCCCCCCUGGAUAGACAUUAGUGAUGGCUAUAUGGGCGUUCCAGCAAGGAGACCUAAGAAAACCUUUUUUCCAGAACAAAGUUGGCUGCCUGAACUGUUGCACCCAAGGAGAUUUUUGUGAAAAAUUUGGUCUUGGUGGGGGGGUGGGGGGGUUGGUGGGGGACGGGACCCAUUGUUCACUGAUACUGCCAGGAGGUCCUUUUGAUUGCUUUGACUUAAUACUUACUGACAGAAGUCCGGAAUGCGAGCCAAGGGGGAUUCGCUACAGGAGGCAACCUUAGUUAAGGCAAGCUACAUACAGACUUCCAAACUUAAAAGUGUUGAAGAAAACAAAAAGUGUAGAAAGACUAAAGCUACCACUUGAGGAAGUGGUACCAGUCUUUGAAUUCAUAUUAUCAAAUAUGAGGAAUAAAAAAUAACCUUGGAGGACUGCACUGCAUUUAAUGCUCAACAGUUACACUAAAAUCCCAUAUUUCUUCAUUUCCUGUGGUUUUGUGGAAACAAGAGUGAGAAAUUGGUUACAGGGAGUGAUGCACUUGCAGGGGUUGCCUGAAACCCAUGUUUAUUAGUCCUGUGUCAUCAUGUAGAGGAGCAAGAGAGGCCUGCAGUAGAGUCAAGAAGCACCUAUUAUACUGAGGAUUUAUGCAGCAUCUGAGCCAUGUUUUCCUGCAAAUGCCAGUUUGAUCAUCUGCAGGAGAUGUUGUGAGUGGCCUGCUGCAUUGUCUUCCUACAGUGGAAUACAGGUACAUGCUGCAUCUUUAUAUGAUCCAAUUUAUGAAUGGUGAAGUACACAGAGGGGUGCUGGUUGUGCUGCCUUCUUAUUUAUUCCCCUAUUCAAGGUAGGCUAUUGGCUUCUGUCUUCUUGGUAAGUGUGGGAUCAUGAAGUCUUAACAGAGCAUCACCCCUGGGUGCUGUGUUGCCUACACAAUCCCACAUUACACUGCUGUGCCAAAUUCACCUUCUUCACUCAUCAGACAUAUACGGAUAGUGCAGUGCAAUGCACUGCUGAUCAUUCUGGGUGACAGAAGUCAUUUUGGCAGUGUCUGGUUAAAACCCAUUCCAUCUGUAGUCAGAGAAAAAAAAUUCUAAGCGGGUGGGUGGUGGUAGAAUUAGUGUCCGUUUUUGGCACAGACUGAGAUGAGCAAUGCCUGAAUGUAAAUUAGUCCCCUUUGGGUGAAGCCCCGUCCAGAUUUUAAACUGGUAAAAUGGAAAUAAAGUGUGCUGUAAGAUGGGAUGGAGUGUGAACUGUUUACUGUAGUCCCAGUUUAACUGGUAUUGUUUAUGAAGUGAAACCUGCCUAGUUGUUUAUUGUCUGUUUAGGUGGUUUCUGUUUUUUUUUUAAUAUAUGUAUAUGUUUAAACUCCUGGGAACUUAUUUAUUUAAUUACAAAGAAGCAUUUAAUGGAUUUUUUUGCAAGUGAUCUUCAGGGGGGGUGGGGGUGUUGAUAUGUCAUGUCUGUAGUCUAACAGUAGCAUUUCAAAUCAUGACGUAGGGAAGGGCUGUAACUCUGAACAGAAAAUCUGAAGGCAUUCAUCUCCGUUGCAGCACCCCAGUCUGGCAAGGCUUGUCAAUCCCGGUUGUUUGGCAGUCUCCACUCAGCGAACAGGGAGGUGGUGGGACGACAUUCCCCUAGUUCAGCAACAAGGUGAGGCAUCUUUAUAAUCUCAGAAACCCACAAAAUGUCCUUCCCGGGCCUCACAUCCAGGGUAACAGUGAGAGCUGGGCGUGAAUGGUGGGGGAGGAAGCAUGUGGGGUGAAUUGUGAACAGAAUGACAAUUUAUUAUGAUACAAGCCUUUUUGAGUGAAUUCAGUGUGUGUCCUAGCAUUGUUACUUUUUUAUGUAAUAUCAAUUAAAACAAAACCAACUUUGUUGA
Molecule: messenger RNA, 5420 nt
Organism: Polypterus senegalus (gray bichir)
Lineage: Eukaryota; Metazoa; Chordata; Cladistia; Polypteriformes; Polypteridae
Gene: smarcc2
Product: SWI/SNF related, matrix associated, actin dependent regulator of chromatin, subfamily c, member 2
Exons: 26
Coding region: 1-3138 (1045 amino acids)
Biological process (GO): positive regulation of DNA-templated transcription
Cellular component (GO): nBAF complex; npBAF complex; SWI/SNF complex
Molecular function (GO): histone binding; nucleosomal DNA binding
Source: RefSeq, a predicted model, not a curated record